This is a messenger RNA of Biomphalaria glabrata, 2476 nucleotides long. Its product is annotated as UDP-glucuronosyltransferase 1A3-like. The record is from RefSeq and is a predicted model, not a curated record. Lineage: Eukaryota; Metazoa; Mollusca; Gastropoda; Planorbidae. Gene Ontology annotation, molecular function: UDP-glycosyltransferase activity. The transcript is spliced from 2 exons. The coding region runs from base 133 to 1665 and encodes 510 amino acids.
UAGAUCGUAGUUCAAAAACAUGCUUAUAUCACAGUCAAACCAAGGCCUAUAUAAUCUUCAACUCUGCGACUGCGUGAUAAUAUUGACACUGUAAAGAUUUAUUAACUGACAGGAAAAAUCUAGAACAAUACCAUGUCGUCAUCUGUGAUUCAACUUCUGAUAAUUGCUUCCACCUUCUCUCUAAAUGUCUGUGAAGCCAAAAAUGUUGUCAUGAUUCCACCUCUAAGCAAGAGCUACUUGAUCUACCACGCCAACAUUGGCCAAGCUUUAGUAGAACUUGGCCACAACGUGUCCAUAUGUGUCCCGGACUACCUGGCCAACAAAAGACUCGUCCCGCAUAAAGAGAUCAAUAUUAUAAAAUACGGCGAAUACCUCGGCGACGUCGAGGCGCUGUUGUACGAAAAAACACAAAUGAUUGAAAAAUUCUGGGCAGGAGAGAUUCAAACUGUCAGCAGCCUCUCUCCUACGAUAGAAUUAUUUAAAGACCUAAUUCACCAGGUUCUUACGGAUGAAGCUUUUAUAACAACCCUUCGUGGAUUAAAGCCAGACUUUUUGGUGAUAGAAAACUUCAUGUUCACAAGAAAUGUUCUUGUUUUGCCUUACAAGCUGGAUGUGCCGUUCGGGCUUAUUGGCACAAUGCACGAUUAUUUUCUGAGCAGGAUACCGUUCAGUCCUGCUGUAGACCCGUUGGUCUUCAAUCAUGAAACUGACCGAAAAAGUUUUUUACAGCGAGUCCAAGCCACCAUUUUGUCUGCUGUUUUUACUGUUUAUGACAUGUUUACGGACAGUCACGUUGUGUCUAGAUACGCCCCUGAGAAGCCUGACAUAUCAAUCAGGGAAAUAGCAUUGAAGGCUGAAAUAUUUAUCACGGAAAUUGAUCAUAUACUUGAUUAUCCUCGAGUGACUUUAACAAAUACGAAACUUGUAGGUGGAUCUUCAGUGAGCGAGGCUAAGCCAUUGUCUGGAGAUAUUAAACAUUUUGUGGACAAGUCUCCCAAUGGAAUUGUCUUAGUGUCAUUUGGAGGCGGGGAUAUUUAUAUACCAGAUUAUAUUAGAACUAAAAUGGCAAAUGCUUUUCUAAAACUAAAUCUAAAUGUUAUCUGGAAGAUAAAUGGGACAUUUGAACAAGACAAAAUUUUAGCUUUGAACUGGAUUCCUCAAAAUGACCUCUUGGGUCAUCCUAAAACUAGAGUUUUUGUUUCUCAUUGUGGGAAAAAUGGCCAGUACGAGGCUCUGUACCAUGGAGUUCCAAUCCUUUGUCUUCCUAUUUAUGGAGAUCAAUUUUAUAAUUCUAAACGAAUAGCUGUGAAAGAAUUUGGACAAUAUACAGACAUAAGGGAAAUAACUUCUGAAAAAUUUACGGAAUUGAUUCAAGAAAUAGCAGACGAUCCUAAAUAUACAAAUAACAUCCAGAAAGCGUCAAAGUUAUUCAAAGAACUUUACAAAGUUCCCAGCAAGGAAGCUGCCUACUGGUUUGAUCACGUGAUGAAAUAUGGCGGAAGUUACAUGAGGUCAUCGGGUCAACAAAUGCCGCUCUACCAAUAUUUGUUACUAGAUGUUAUAGCAUUUCUUUUCGCUGCUUUGAUAGCCACACUUUUUGCACAAUUUAUAAUAAUCAGAUUGUGUUGGAAACUACUGACUAAAAAUAAAGUAAAAAAAGAUUAAUAACGAUUAUUAGGCAUAAUUUAUUGGACAAUGUAGCUCCAUCUAAGAGAAAGACUAUUUUGAAUAAUUUUUAACAAUCGGGCGUACAUCGUCAAGUAUUAUUAUUUAUAACAAGACAAUAUAACAUUGUGAUCAACGUGAUCGUUUAGUAAUGUUGGACAGACAAAUAGAUAUACAGAGACAGACGGACGGACAGACGGACGUAUGACGAGAGACAAAGAGAGUAAGACAGCACAGAGAGAGAGCAGGGGGAAGAAUGAGAGGUGUAGAGUAAGAGAGUGAAUGCGAGAUGGAGAGGGGAUGAUACAGAGAAAGGGAGAGAGAGGUGGGGGCAGAAAAAGCGAGUAAUAGAGACUAAAAAAGAGAUAAAGAGAGACUAAGAUAGAGAAGUGGGGAACAGAAAGAGAGAGAGAGAGAGAGAGAGAGACUUAGAUAAAGGUGACAUAGAGAAAGGUGGGGAACAUAAAGACAGAGAAAACAAAAGAGAGAGGGAAAGAGGGGGAACAGAAAGAGAGACAAAGAGAGAGAGAGAGAGGAGACAGAGAUAGGUGAGGAACAGAAACAGAGACUAAGAAAUAGAGAGAGAGAGAAAGGGGAACAGAGAAGGAAAGAAAUGUACAUUUGAAGUAGAAAUGUUGCUAGUUUAUAAUACGAUAAUGUUCUAUAUAUCUACAAGCAAGUAAAAGCCUAUAUACGUAUAUAGUUUGUUCAUUUUCUUUGAUUUUUAGAAAGAAUAAUAGAUGUGCCCAUGCACAGGGGAAACUACUCUGGUAGUUAACAUGGCUGAUUAAACUUGUUUGUGUUUACCUGA